CCUAUUCCCCAUGUGUUAACGGUGGCGAAGAAGAAUGGUGCAUCUCUGUUCGGCGAUGAUGGCGAGGAAGAAAGCGAUGAGAUUGAGGACCAACACGACGACGAUCAGCAGCGUGGAAGCCAUUAUUGCUAUUGUUAUCGAUUUCCGGCGGGAAGUCAAAUCGGUCCAGUGCCUACGCUACAGCAACUCUGGCCGGUGGACUUGCCCUCUCUGCUACGCCUUGGAUUGGAAUAUUCAAUUCAACAUUUUCUGUUUUCUAACAUCCGAGGCCGAGAAACUUCACUCGAUGAAUUUGCUGUUGUACAUGGUGUCGAUGGCGGUGAUGAUUCUGCUGUCGUUCACGCUGUACAUCGAAGGGAAUGUGGCGGCGGUGAUGUGGAGAUCGCUGACGCUGUAGGUGUCGGGGAAAACGAAGGAGGCGAUGGCGGUAGUGGUUUUCGAAUCCAACCCUUGCUGGUGCUGGGGAACAGAGAUGCGCCAUUCUUCUUCGCCACACACAUGGGGAAUACUUUUGGGGGCAAUUAUUUGGGCCAUCACCGCUUGGGACAUUAGCGGUGAAUGGCCCGAAAGUGUAAGGCUAAGUUCAAUGGAGCCUCUAUAAAUGGGGGAGUCUCUAUAUUUUGAGAAAAGUUAGCUCCAAUGGAGUCUUUAUAUUUGGGGGAGAUAUGCAAAAGGAUCCCCAAAUUUGGGGGUGGAAAUGGGGGAUCCCCCAAAUAUAGAGACUCCCCAAAGCCCGUCACGUGGCUUUUCUUUUUCUUUUUAAGAUUUUAGGGGUUAAUUGAGGUUUAAUUAGGAGAUUAGUUAGGGAUUAAAUUAUAUCAAUCAUUUUCAAGUGUUGUGUGUAAACCCAAAUUAGGUACAUAAUUUUUCGCCAAAAAAAUUUGGACUCGGAAUUUAACAAAAUUCUAUAAAAAAUUUGUAUUUAAAAAUGAUGAUGAAUUAUACAAAAAUUAAUAUGAACAAAUUAUAUUAAGGCUUCGAUAAGUACAUUUUUAAUUAAAUGGAAAAACUGGACAAAUGAAAAUCCCCAAAUAUGGAGAUUGAAGCAUUGGAGCAAAAGAAGAGAAAAUGGGUAUCAAUCCCUAAAUUUGAGGAUGAAGCAUGGUCCAUUAAACCAUAGCGUACCGGCGGUUCAACCACAAAAUACCAGUAUCGGAGGCUAAACCGAUAGGCGGUAUUUAACAGUAUUAACUAGGGCUGAAAGUUUGGUACCGGUAUUUGGGAUAUACCGAAUACCGUACCGAAUUUGUCUAUAUUUGGUAUUACCGAAUACAUGUAUUAUUUCUUGGGAUUGAGAUUGGGAUUCAAGUUCAAUUGUUAUUCGGUAUUAGGGAUUACGGGAUUGGGAUUGAGAUCGGUAUAUACCGAAAUACCGAACAAUACCGAAAUAUAAGCUAGUGUGUAUUUUAUCCUCUCAACUAGACUCUCUCAUUCACUACUAUACUACUCCAACCACCAAUCUAUUGCUAUUUUCAUAACACUAAAAAACAAACACUAGUAUUAGUCUUCUCUCAACCUCCAAUUCGUCAAAUUAAAGAUUACCAAAGACAACAACUUGAGAUGUCACAUCUACUUCAUUCUCUUUAUCCAUAUCCUAGCUCUAGCCAAACUCAAAAUUCUUUGUUUAGUCUCUUUGUCCUAUAUUAAACAAUCAAAUCUAAUUUAUAUAUUUAAUUAUUAAUUAUAAAGGUAAUUAAUUUCGUAUUCGCUAAUACCGAUUGGGAUACCGAAAUAUUUAGGGAUUGAGAUUGGGAUUGAUUCUAGGGUGUAAUUCGGUAUUUGGGAUUUUGGUAUUUGAUAUUGAGAUAUCGAUACCGUACCGAUUUCCACCCCUAGUAUUAACGGUUGAACUACGGUUCAACCCUGAUUUUCCCAUAAAAUACCAUACUGCUGACUUUUCCGAUACGGUCUCUGGUACGAUUUCAUGAAACACGAGAUGAGGUAACAAAUUUGGGGUUUUGUAUUGGAAUUUGCAUAAGAUUACGUUCGCUACGACUUGAAAGAAAUCGCAUUCCCUUCCUCAAUCCCCGACCCUCCUGGCAGGCUGGCACCCAAAAACGCCCCAAAUUGACCUUCUACCAGGGUUUCCUUGUGAGUUCCCAUUAAAUCCUGCUCCUGAGUUCCAAUCGACGUUAGCCUCCAUGAAACUGAGGUAGCGGCCAACUUUCUUGCGAUUUACUCUUUUGCCUUUGAUUCGAGCUGGAUUGUAUUAACCGUGGCCCUCUGUUUGUUUCCCCAAAUCCAGGUUCUGACUUCUGAACUAGGCGACUAGGCUUUAUGCUGCAAGCUGGGUGCGGGAUAUAGGUCCUGACCUUCGGCCGAAUGAUUACAAGAAGCGAGAGGAGGGCCAGGAUGGAACAAAGAGCACCGGAGAGAAGGAGCCGUCAGUGCUUGAAGAUCUUGGUAAAUCACUAACUUCAUGGCAGCCAUGGCUUUAUCAAUGGGAUUGUUACUAUCCGUAAUUUGCCUUAAACAUCUCUUUUACAGUCUGAUGAUGACAAUGAUAUUGAUAUAUAUGCUUUGAGCGGCAUCGAAGGGAAACUGUGGUCAUUGUUUAUUAGACAUAGGCAGAGAAGGUUGGAUUGGGUUUCUCCCAGUUCCAUUGCUUAAUUGGUUUGUAGGAAUCCAGCACGCUACGGAUAGUUGAAUUUCAUUCUGGUCAUCAUUUUCUAAUUGUAGCACUGAGGGAACAGCCAAGUAGUUGGCUUAUUAACCUUUUCCUCCACUGGUUUACAGGCUUUUCCCGGUUCUGUUUCAGUUUAUCCUUCAACGACUCUUGUACAUCUCAGUUUCCAUGCUCACUUCCUUCACUUAUAUGUUAUUUUGCACCCAUGAAAUGGGUUGUAGCGGUUUCUGCAAGGUGAGGCGCCGAGACCUUGAAGCCAGCCUUCCAGCGGUUUUACGUGACAAGAGCUUCAGCAUACCGAGAUGCUCAGAAAAGUUUCAUAGAAGGGUAUCAGGAAGGUGUUCAGCAGGUAAUUGAGAAGAAGGAAGAAUCUGAUAAGAGACAAGAGGGACCAGCUCUUUCUCUGUGGACGUGUUGACACAAGUUUAGAUUGUUCAUCAAAGUGUAGAUGAGCUUUAAUUGUUAGGAUUUUAUAUUCGCACAAGCCUCCCUACUAUAACCACUUGUUAUGAGCGUGAAGAUGCCAAAAAACCUGUUGUACAUAU
Molecule: messenger RNA, 3171 nt
Organism: Linum trigynum
Lineage: Eukaryota; Viridiplantae; Streptophyta; Magnoliopsida; Malpighiales; Linaceae
Source: the annotation of a GenBank genome assembly